Pararge aegeria (speckled wood butterfly) is the source of this 451-nucleotide messenger RNA. RefSeq lists its product as uncharacterized. Gene Ontology annotation, molecular function: protein binding. The transcript is spliced from 3 exons. Lineage: Eukaryota; Metazoa; Arthropoda; Insecta; Lepidoptera; Nymphalidae. The coding region runs from base 10 to 411 and encodes 133 amino acids. The record is from RefSeq and is a predicted model, not a curated record.
UUUUACAAGAUGUAUUCAGGAAUUUUUGUGUUUGGUUCUGAAAUAUUUGAGAAGCCUUCUCGUGAUAAAAUAUCCUUAUUGCCACUUGAACUUUCUUGGAAAAUAUUUUUAUAUUUAGAUGAUGCAUCUCUACGUAGUGCCUGUCGUGCAAGUAAAAUAUGGAAAAGAAUUAUAGUUAGUCAUAAAAAACUUAGGGGUAGCCUCAAUCUGUUCGAACUGGCUCUAAAAAUGGGUUCUAAAAGAUUAGCGCGGUUUUAUAAGACAAAUCAAAAGUUAAUGAGGAAGAUGUCCAGAAAAAAUUAUUUGGCCGUAGGAGAAAACAAAGUUGAAUCAACGAGAAACUCGAAUAAAAAAGCAAAAAGAGCCGGAGAAGACGUAACAAUCCAUACGAAGAGAUUUAGAAUUUUUUGAUUUGAAGUUACAGUUUUCGAUUAAAACUAUUUAGCCUUUU